AGUCCUACCCGCCUGCUCUCUCGCUUCUCGGUUGUUCUCUAAACCCCACCGAAACCCUAACCUAAUCUACUCCUUCUGCUCCGCCGCCAUGUCUUCGACGGUGGCUGAGAUCCCCUCGCCAUCGGCGGUCGAUACUGAGAAGAAGAAGAAGAAAAAGAAGAGCAAGGACGACAAGAAAACCGCCGCCGAUGAUGACGUCCUUCCUCACCUCCCUUCCGCCGCCGAAGGCGUUGAUGACAAGGACUUUUUCAUCAAGCCCCAAUCUUUCACCCCUUCCGUCGACACUUCCUCAUGGCCGAUCCUCCUUAAGAAUUACGACCGACUCAACGUCCGCACCGGCCACUACACGCCGCUCCCAGCUGGGCAUUCCCCCCUCAAGAGGCCCCUUGCGGAGUACCUCCGUUACGGCAUCCUCAACCUCGACAAGCCCUCCAACCCCUCCUCUCACGAGGUCGUUGCCUGGAUCAAGCGCAUCCUCCGCUCCGAGAAGACCGGCCAUAGCGGUACCCUCGAUCCCAAAGUCACCGGAAAUCUUAUUGUCUGCAUCGAUCGUGCCACUCGUCUCGUCAAGUCUCAGCAGGGCGCCGGGAAAGAGUACGUCUGCGUCGCCCGACUCCACUCCGAUGUCCCCGACGUCGCCAAGGUCGCCCGCGCCCUGGAGACCCUUACCGGUGCAGUCUUCCAGAGGCCCCCUCUCAUUUCUGCUGUCAAGCGCGAGCUCCGCAUCAGGACUAUCUACGACAGUAAGCUGCUCGAGUAUGAUCCCGAGCGCCACCUCGUCGUCUUCUGGAUCUCUUGUCAGGCUGGCACCUACGUCCGUACCCUCUGCGUCCAUCUCGGGCUGAUUCUUGGCGUGGGAGGGCAUAUGCAAGAGCUGCGGCGUGUCCGUUCAGGGAUCCUCGGCGAGAAGGACAACAUGGUGACCAUGCACGAUGUGAUGGACGCCCAGUGGAUGUAUGAUAACUUCAAGGAUGAGAGCUACUUGAGGCGGGUGGUGAUGCCGUUGGAGGUGGUUCUUACUAGCUACAAGAGGCUGGUCGUCAAGGACUCUGCAGUUAAUGCUAUUUGCUAUGGCGCGAAGCUGAUGAUUCCGGGGCUUCUGAGAUUUGAGAAUGAUAUUGAAGUCGGCGAGGAAAUCGUGUUGAUGACCACAAAAGGGGAAGCGAUCGCUCUGGGAAUUGCUGAGAUGACUACUGCUGUUAUGGCAACAUGCGACCAUGGAUCGGUUGCUAAAAUUAAGAGGGUGGUGAUGGACAGGGAUACUUAUCCCAGAAAAUGGGGGUUGGGGCCGAGAGCUCUGCAGAAGAAGAAGAUGAUUGCUGAGGGGCUCCUGGAUAAGCACGGGAAGCCCAAUGAGAAGACUCCAGCUGAGUGGCAAAGGAAUGUGGUGCUGCCAGCCGGUGAGGAUUCAAUGGUCGCCAGCCUCGCCGCCGCACCGGAGCCUGAGGUGCAGAAGGAAGAAGAAAUUAUAGAAGUGAAGAAACAUAAGAAGAAACACAAAGACAAGGAUAAUGAGGGUGAUAAUGAAACGGAAGGAAGGAAACGCAAGUUGGAGGAUACUGCCGAAGAACCAGCUGCGAAGAAGCUGAAGGUUGAGGAGGUAGAAGAGGGUGUCGUUGGUGACGAAGUAAAGAAGCUGAAGAAAGUGAAAGUUGAGGAGGUUGAAGAUGCUAAAGUGGAGGCCAAUGUUGAGGAAGAACUGAAUGAGAAGAGUGUAAAAAAGAAAAAGAAGAAGGAAAAGAGCAGUAAAAAUAUAAGUGAAGUCGAUUCUUCAGAUGAAGAGAAAUCAACUGAGAAGAAGAAAAAGAAAAAGAAGAAGCACUCAGGUGGUGAAGAGGCUGAACUCGCAGCCAGCUUGACAGAGAACACUGAUGCAGAGAAAAGCCAGAAGAAGGAGAAGAAGAAGAAAAAGAACCGUGAUGCUGAGUUAAUAGAAGCCUGAGUAAGGUCGAUGGUAGUGGCAUGGAUUUUUGUUUCAAGUUUAUGAAGCUUUCCCUUUAUUCCCUGUUUUCAAGAUCUUGUACUAGUGAAGGUGACUUUGUUUAUCUUAUCUUGUUAGAUGUCUGAACCAUCUAUGUUUUGAUUUUUAGUUAUUUUCAGCUGAUUCA
Zingiber officinale is the source of this 2108-nucleotide messenger RNA. Its product is annotated as H/ACA ribonucleoprotein complex subunit 4-like. Gene Ontology annotation, molecular function: RNA binding; pseudouridine synthase activity. Gene Ontology annotation, biological process: mRNA pseudouridine synthesis; box H/ACA sno(s)RNA 3'-end processing; rRNA pseudouridine synthesis. The record is from RefSeq and is a predicted model, not a curated record. The transcript has a single exon. Gene Ontology annotation, cellular component: box H/ACA snoRNP complex. Lineage: Eukaryota; Viridiplantae; Streptophyta; Magnoliopsida; Zingiberales; Zingiberaceae. The coding region runs from base 89 to 1942 and encodes 617 amino acids.